Molecule: messenger RNA, 4194 nt
Organism: Ceratosolen solmsi marchali
Lineage: Eukaryota; Metazoa; Arthropoda; Insecta; Hymenoptera; Agaonidae
Gene: Rrp5
Product: Ribosomal RNA Processing 5
Exons: 5
Coding region: 1-4173 (1390 amino acids)
Biological process (GO): rRNA processing
Cellular component (GO): nucleus; small-subunit processome; nucleolus
Molecular function (GO): RNA binding; protein binding
Source: RefSeq, a predicted model, not a curated record
AUGGUAUUAAAACAUUUUCCUAGAGAAGGUAAAUCACGUAAUAUUAAAUCUUCACAAACGUCACUUUCUAAAUUAACAAAAUGUAAACUCAAAAAAUAUAAAUAUAAAGAUAAAAUUAAAGAAAAAUUAUCAAUACAAGGUGAAUCAAUAACUUUGAAUCUAGCUCAAAAUUUAAAAUAUUCAACUUUAAAUAAAGAAAUGAUUAUUUUGGGUAGAAUUUUCAAAGUUCUAGAUAUUUAUAUAAUUGUGUCAUUACCUGGACAAAUAAAAGGGAAAAUACAAGUAGUAGAUAUUAGUGAAAGUUAUACUAAUUUAUUAAAAAAUAUAACAAAUAAUAAAAAAGUAAUAAAUGAAUUAAUACCAUUAACAAAUUUAUAUAAGAAAGGAGACUAUGUGAUUUGUUAUGUAAAAGAUAUUGACUCUAAAAAAAUAUAUUUAUCUUUACAACCAUAUUUAAUUAAUCAGAAUUUAAAUCCAAAAAUGUUAACAAAAGGUUCAAAAAUUAUUCUGAGUGUAAAAAGUAUUGAAGACCAUGGAUAUAUUUUGGAAACUGGAUUAAAAAAUUUAAGAGCAUUUUUAUGUAUAGAAGAUGUAGAAUGUAAAGUUAAUUUUUAUCCCGGUAAACAAAUUGUAUGUAUUAUAAAAGAUGUUGAAGUGGAAGAGAAUAUUUUUACCAUCAAAGUUUCAGUUAAAUCAAAACAUUUAGAUAAUGUAGAAACAAAUGUUUCAUGUUUAGAUCAUUUAAUUCCUGGAACACAAUAUUCUCUUAAAAUAAAAAAAAUAACAAAAAAUGGCUUACAAAUAUAUUAUAGUGGAAAAUAUAUUGGUUACAUUAAUCAAUUUUAUUUACAACAUUCUCUAUUAUCAUUUAAAGAAGAGCAAGAGAUAGUUGGUAGACUUCUUUACAUUAUACCAUUAAUAAAAAUAGCUUAUUUUAGUCUUUUAUCUUUAGAACAAGAAACAAAGUUAUUAAAAAUUGGAGACAUAAUUAACAAGGCAAAAGUAGUAUCUUAUGACUCAAAAGGAAUUUUUGUGAAAAUUAAAGGUUUGCGAGGAUAUAUCCCUUUACAACAUAAUAAACCAUAUUUUAAAAAAAUUGAAUCUAUAUUUAGUAUAAAUUCUGUUCAUAAAUGUAAAGUAAUUACUUAUGAUUUAAUUGCAAAAUUAUAUAUAUGCACAAUAGAAAAAAAAUUAAUCGAAUAUAUCAAUCAUAGUGAUUUAGAACUAGGCAAUAGGACAGAAGUAAUUAUCACUUCUAUUAAUGAAAAGAAAAAAUAUAUUAAUGUUGUAACUGGUAAAAUUUUUGGAAUUGUUCCCUUUGAUCAAAUUUCAGAUUCAGGUUUAAUAAAUGAAUUAAAUGUUGGACAACGUUUUACUGCGAGAGUUUUAAAAUUAUCAAAAAAUAUUAUUUUUACUUUAAAAAAAUCGCUUGUAGAAAGCAAAUUACCAAUUUUAUGUAAAAUAGAAGAUGCUAAAAUUAAUUCAGUUUAUGAUGGUUCCAUUAUUAAAAUUAUAAAUGAAGGAAUAAUUGUUAGUUUUUUUGGUAAUGUAAAAGGUUGGAUACCAAAACAUUUUCUUAAUCAUCAAACAACAUUACAAAAACAAUCACAAAAUUGGAAUUUUGUUAUUGGGCAAACUAUUAAAACAGUAGUUAAAAGUAUAAAUAUUCAUGAAAAUAAAAUAAUAUUAGCACUUUCAAAUAGCAAAAUUAAGAAUUACAAAUAUAAAAUUGGUGAUACAAUUGAAGGUAUUGUGAUAGAUUCUUCAAUUGCUGGAAUACAUGUUAGAAUUAUAAAUAAAAAUAGAGAAAGUAUAAUAGCAUUUCUUCCUACGGGUCAUAUGUCACCUUGUUAUGAAAUUGGUAAAAUGCUUGCAACAAAAAUAGUAACUGGAGAUAUAUUAUCUGCUACUAUAUUUUCUACAUACCCUAAAUUAAUUUUAAGUUCAACAUUUGCUCCUGAAAUAGCUUAUAAAAUGAGUACUUUAAAUCCUGGGGAUAGUAUAUUAUGUUCUGUAUCAAAGAUAUUUAAAGAAUCGAUAAAAGUUUUAUUACCAAUUGCAAAAUUUUAUAAAUAUGUUACAGUUCCUAUAAACGAAGUAGGAAACUUUGAGUAUUUAUACGAAAACCAAAUCGUAUUUGGUAAAAUUUUAAGACUUGACAAAGAAACACAAAGCAUCAAUUUAACUAUUAAAUUAAAUAAAAUAUGGGAAAAUGUAACAGAAUGUGAAAAUAAAAUGACAGCUAUCAAUGUUUUAAGCUGUUAUUUAAAUAAAAUAUUGGAAUUGUCAAAAAAUAUUUUUUACGCUAGUAAAUCAAUUUCAAAAAUUUAUAUAGGUGAACGAGUUAAUGGAACUGUAGAAAACAUAAUGGAUUAUGGACUUACACUUAAAUUAAAAAAAAAUAUAAAAGGUAUUGUUAGCACUGGUAAUUUUUUUGGGAAUUACAAGCAAGGAGAUCAAAUAGAAGGUUUAGUUUUAUGGAUCAAUUAUCCUCAAGAAUAUGUGGAAAUAACAAUGAUUCAUAAUGAUGUAAAUAGCAUACAGGUUAAACAAAAUAAUUUAUCCAAGAUACCAAUAGGUACUGAAUUAAGAGGAAAAAUAGUGUUGGUUACAAAUUGGUUUAUAUUAGCUAUUCUCAAAGGUCAAGCAAAAGGAACUUUAGUUACUUUACCUGUUAGAAGACAUUUAAAUGACACUAUUCCAGAUAUUAACCUUUAUCAAAUUGGAAUUAAGAUAAGAUGUUUCACUAUUUUAAAUAAAAAAGAAGCUGAUUUAUUAUUGCCUAUAUGUAUGCUUAAGUCAGCAUUUAAAACCCAUAAAAUUGAACAACAAAAACCAUUUCAUUCUUCACUUAAACUAAAACGUAAAAUGGAAACUACAGAUGAAAAUAAAAAUACAACUGUGGUAGAAAAAUUAUACAAAAUGAAUUAUAAUGAUAAUAUUAAAAGAGAAAUUAAUCAAAUGACAAAUAAAGGAGUAAUAAAUAAAGAUAUUGAAAUAAUUAAAUUAAAAAGUCAAAAAAGAAAUGAAAAUAUACAAAACGAUAGUGACAAAAAUUCAAAUAAACCAAAAAAAAAAGAUAAACAAUGUACCUACAAUAUUAAUUGUAUAACAAAGGAGACUCCAAAAGUUUUCACAAAUUUUUCACUUAACUUAAAUAUUGCGAAGUGUAGAUUUAAAUGGAAUAGCUUAUUAAAUGAACGAGUGGAUAUAGAAACUUCAAGUGAUGAUGAAGUUAAUGAUUCUACAAAGAAAUUAAAAAAAAAAAAAUUGUCAACAUCAGAGAAAAAUGCACUUGAACGACAAAAAGAAAAAGAAAUUCGUGAACGUGAGGAAGUUUUGGCAAGUACUUUGUUACCUCAAACAGUAGAUCAAUUUGAUAAAUUAGUUUUAUCUAAUCCAAAUAGUUCAUUAAUUUGGAUACAGUAUAUAGCACAUUAUUUGCAAACAACUGAAAUUGAGAAAGCAAGAGCUAUAGCAAAACGUGCUUUAAAAGUUAUAAAUUUUCGGGAAGAAAAUGAGAAAUUGAACAUUUGGCAAGCUUUAUUGAAUUUAGAAUCAAGAUUUGGAUCUUCAGAAUCACUAACUGAAGUUUUUCAAGAAGCUAUAAAAGCAAAUGAUGUUAAAAAAAUUUAUGAACAUAUGCUUACUAUUUAUACAAUUACUGGUAAACAAUCUGAACUUGAAAAUAUUAUUAAAACUAUGAUUAAUAAAUUCAAACAGCAUCCAGAAACAUGGAUAAGCUGUGGAGCUAUUUUCUUAAAAAUAGGAAUGAAGAAUAAAUCAAGAGAUAUUAUGCAAAGAGCUUUGCAAUCAUUGCCAAAAAAUAAGCAUGUAAAUCUCAUGAUUCAGUUUGCCCAAUUAGAGAAUAAAUUAGGUGACAAGGAACGAACUCAAACAUUAUUUGAACAAAUUUUGUCAUCUUAUUCGAAAAGAACAAAUGUUUGGCUUUCCUACGUAGACUCAUUAGUUAAGUCAGGUGAAAUAGAAAUUGCAAGAAAAAUAUUAGAUCGUGCAAUUUCACAAGAUCUUUCUACAAAAAAAAUGAAAAUUCUUUUCGAGAAAUAUAUAAACUUUGAAGAAAAAUAUGGAACUAAAGAGAACAUUCUUCGUAUACAGGCACUUGCUGUAAAAUAUGUUGAAGAGCAGUGUAAAAAAGUUGAUUAUAUUUAAAUAAUUAAAUAAACUUUUUAA